Ctenopharyngodon idella (grass carp) is the source of this 1607-nucleotide messenger RNA. It is a transcript of the gene rab33bb, whose product is annotated as ras-related protein Rab-33B. Gene Ontology annotation, cellular component: endosome; Golgi apparatus. Gene Ontology annotation, molecular function: GTP binding; GTPase activity. Lineage: Eukaryota; Metazoa; Chordata; Actinopteri; Cypriniformes; Xenocyprididae. The transcript has 2 exons. The record is from RefSeq and is a predicted model, not a curated record. Bases 372 to 1058 code for a protein of 228 amino acids.
AUGAUAGGCCACAGUUUUUCAUAUCCCUGUUUUUGGUUUCUGUCUAAGCUGGAUUGUCAGACUUCCCUUUUACCAACGGUUCUUACCCAUUUUAUUAUGCAUAAUUACAUAAAUGAAUUCAUGAAUAAAAAUGAAUAAUCAUGUGUAUUAUAUUGCAAAAAGACAAAAGUUUUCUUUAAUUACCUGCUUUGAUGUCUUACGAAGGUGGGCUUAGAAAACGAGUUCAAGUUUCUCUUAUUUAAGGGGAAGUUGUAAUCAGUAACCAUCAGUCAUGGGCAUGUGAGGAGUGCUCACUGGAGCACUCUGAACUUUAAGCCUCCUUUUAAUAUCCACUUCGCGUUUAUUUCUUGCCACGGGAACGGUAACGUUAGAUGGAUUCGUCCUUGGAGAGCUCCAGCUCAUCGAACGGUAUGCCGGUGCGCUGCUGUCGUACCUGUAAGAUUAUUGUGAUCGGAGAUGCCGGUGUCGGUAAGACCUGUCUGACACACCGCUUCUGCACCGGACAGUUUCCCAGCAGAACGGAGGCGACAAUUGGUGUGGAUUUUCGUGAGAAAGUUCUUGAGAUAGAAGGCGAGAAAGUCAAAGUACAGCUUUGGGACACGGCUGGUCAGGAGCGUUUUCGUAAAAGCAUGGUGCAGCACUACUAUCGCAAUGUGCACGGGAUUGUCUACGUGUUUGAUGUCACUAAUCCCAUUAGUUUCCGCAAUCUGCCACUGUGGAUGGACGAGUGCCGUCAGCACUCUCUUGGGCCAGAUAUACCCCGGGCCCUUGUUUGCAACAAGGCCGAUCUGGUCACUUCGACGACUACAUCUGUGUUAAUCGAGCAGGCUCGUCAUUUGGCCGAAGUCCAUGGAAUGUCUUUUUAUCUUACUUCAGCCAAAGGUCGCAAAGGGGACCAGGUGGACAGCAUCUUUUUGACAUUGGCAAAGAGUCUGAAAAGCCAGAGAAGGCAGAGUGUGAACGAAUGUGUGUUACAGUGCAGAUCUGAGAGCUUCACAAUCCCAGCAAAAAUUAUAAUAGCACAAGAGAGCAAGAAGAAAUGGGCCUGCAUCUGCUAACGGACAGAUGUACACAAGAGUGGUGUGCUAUUUUCAGUAUGUCCACUAACGGGGACAAGAGUAAAUAGCAAUUGUGUCAUUUGAGAAUCACAAGUCUGUGGUCAGAAAGAGAAAAAAAUCUUUAAACUUUUUGCAGUCAAAGCAACUUGUCAAUAAUUAUGUUGGCCAUUAUAUAAAUGAGGAAUUAUGAAGGAAUUCCUCCAGCAUGGAGCUUUCUACAGAGAAGUGUAACACUGCUAGACUAAAUGACUUCACUCUAAACCUGGAGAUUACAAAAACUGCUUAAUGGAGCAAAAAGGACUAGUGACUUCACAGGUUAUAAAGGGUAGCUUUUGGUUGUAUAAAAGUUUUUGUAGUCUCUGACAAAUGAUUCUUCGCUUAUUUGUUCUUGCUGCUCUGUGCUGUCCCAUAUAUGUGGGUCUAAGGCUACUGACUAACCAUAUACAUGUAACCGUAUAACACAAUUUAAAUAUAUGACACAUUUUAAAUAUAUUUAACAGCAAAGUUGUUUUAUGAUUCAAUAAAAGAAGUACAUUGUCUCAUAGUUAA